Molecule: messenger RNA, 2457 nt
Organism: Homarus americanus (American lobster)
Lineage: Eukaryota; Metazoa; Arthropoda; Malacostraca; Decapoda; Nephropidae
Exons: 3
Coding region: 306-1946 (546 amino acids)
Source: RefSeq, a predicted model, not a curated record
GCCUGAGGAUACUGAUUGGCGCGAGAAGUUGCGGUGCGGCGAAACUGUGGUGGUGUGGUGUCCGAGAAGAGUUGUAUAUGUGUGUGGUACUGAAAUUUAGCCAUUUCAGCUUUUGAUUGUGGUAUUGGUGAUGUAGUUGGAGAAAGUAUGGUUGUAGUGAUUCUGGUAGGGGUUUAAGUGGUUGUGGUAGUGGUGGUGUUGGUAGGAGUAAGAGUGGUUGUGGUGAUUCUGGUAGGGGUGGUUGUUGUGGUCGUGGCGGCUGUGGUAGGGUUAUCAGGGAACACCCACUCUGUGUAGUAUACAGGAUGAAGACAGGGAGAUGGCAUGAGAAGGUGUUCUUGAUAGGUGUAGGUGUGUUCAUUAUCCUGCCCGCCCUCACCUACACUCACCCACCACCAGAGUGUCCUGGCUGUGAACCACAAGGCUGUGAACAAAGAGAAAUGGGUGACAUUUCAAACCUGGUGACUUACGCACAAUUUCAGCCUCAAGCCACAAUACAUCUUAUCAUUAACACACCAAAGUGGGAAAAAUUUGCACUAAAAUUGUUACAAAGCGGAAAAGUCAUAUACAGAGUGUUGAUUCGAAUGAUAAAUAAUAAUAAAAUAACUGCAGUAUUCCAGGGAGAUGAUAUUGAGAAGAAAUCAUCGUUAACCCCUAGUGUAUUGGUUGUAGGUCAGCAGGUCACCCUUAAGUUUACCAAGAACAAUGGAGUAACAAAGCUACUCCUGGGAAACUCUCAGGCACAAGACCACAUCCAUCUACCCAACGCUUCACUUGGCCACAUUGACACCAUCCACUUCAUCCGCAAGAGGAGAGUCAACAUGACCGUCAAUCUCUGUGACUGGUCAAGCUCUAGAUGUCCUCCAGUGUAUUACCCGAGUACAGCUGAAACACAAACUACAUCUACGACACCCUGUCCUGUCCCUGAGCCUUGUGAGGUAUGUGCCACAACCCCUUCGUCGUCUGACCCCAGCGUGGUAGAGAACUCACCUGCCUUUUCGACACAAACGUCAGUCCCAUCGACUCACCCUAGCGUAGUCGACAACUCACCUGCCUUCUCGACACUAUCAACACUAUCAGAGCAAAUGACACGAUUGCAAAAAUGUUUUGAGUCUGACCAAGAAGACUGGAAAUGUUGGCUUAUCUGUGGUCUGGCAGGGAUGUGUAUCUUAUUCGUUAUAUCAUUGGUGGUCGCGUCUAGUGUCAUCUGCCAGCUGAGGAGGAAGUACCUGGAGCUGAGGGCCUCCUUAGCUCGGUCGUCAUCAUUAGAGGGUUGGCGCCAGUCUUGUGAUGAGCCGCAGGAUCCUCCUAAAGGUCUUCUGACAACAGGCCGUGAUUCUCCCGCUAACCACAUCUAUAACGAGCCUGACGAGUGGGAGUCGCAGCUCUAUCACAACCCUGAACUUUCUUCUGAGUGGGAUUCAAUACACUCGGCCCACUCAUUCCAAGCUACAGAUCAAGGUGAUGUCGGGGGAGAGUGGGGGGCAACACAUACAACCCACUCAGAAUACUUUAAUGAGUGGGACCCAACAGAAGGAGCUCACACAGAAUGCUCCAACGAGUGGGACCCAACAUACACAGACAUCUCAAAUGUUACCUGCGAAGUGGUCACAACACUCACUCGGCCUUCAGAUCUUUUAUAUGUAAGGAAUUCUCCGCUAAGGAAUUCCCCUCAAUGCGAAAGGAACACCUACCACGCCCUGAAACACGCCCACACCCUGAAACACGACCACAUCCUAGAACACGACCACACCCUGGAACACUACGACACCCUGGAACACUACAACACCCUGAAACACGACCACACCCUGAAACACGACCACACCCUGGAACACGACCACACCCUGGAACACUACGACACCCUGGAACACGUCCACACCCUGGAAUACGACCACACCAUUGGGAGAGAAGAGGACACACCUUCCCACUACAAUUACAACAUCUGAUAAUUAAGACCAGUUUUAGUCACUCCUCUCCAAGAAUUUCUAAUGUAUUGUUAUAUUAUUAUGAUUUAUAUAGAAUGUGUUUGGAGUGAAAAUAUGUUGCUUGUGUUUAUAUAUAUAUAUAUACAUUACAUGUCAACGUAAAUAUAGAUGAUUGCUUGACAAUUUAUAUAAUUGAAAUUGUAAAACUCUGAUAACAUUAUUUAAUUAAAUUAUAUGAAACAGACACUCACUGCUGACAAUAACCAACUGACACUCACUGCUGAUAACAACCAACUGACACUCACUGCUGACAACAACCAACUGACACUCACUGCUGACAACAACCAACUGACACUCACUGCUGACAACAACCAACUGACACUCACUGCUGACAACAACCAACUGACACUCACUGCUGAUAACAACCAACUGACACUCACUGCUGAUAACAACCAACUGACACUCACUGCUGAUAACAACCAACUGACACUCACUGCUGACAAUAACCAACUGACACUCACUGCUGACAACA